UCUUUGUUGUCCAAUUUGUCACCCUCUAAGGCUACUGGUCCUGAUGGUAUUCCAGCUUACCUUCUAAAGCGAUGUUCUGAGGUAAUUGCCCCUUCUUUGACUGCUCUCUUUGAGUUAUCUCUUCAGCAGGGUGUUUUUCCUUCUGAAUGGAAAGCCGCUAAUGUCGUGCCUAUACCCAAAAAAGGUGACACUCAUGAGGUCACUAACUACAGACCAGUUUCCUUACUCUCUCAAGUCUCAAAAGUUCUCGAACGUUUAAUUUUUAAUCAGGUUUCUUCUUUUGUUGAAAACUCCUUGUACGACCUUCAACAUGGCUUUCGCUGCAAAAGGUCGUGUGUUACUCAAAUUUUGAGUGUACUUCACGACCUUGGUCGUACUCUUGAUUCUGGAAAGGACACAGACCUCAUUUAUCUCGACUUUGCUAAAGCGUUUGACUCGGUGUCCCACAGCAAACUUUUGUUCAAACUUAAAUCGUUUGGAAUCUCAGGUCCACUUCUUAACUGGUUUGCUGAUUUCCUUCGUGAUCGCAAACCGUGUGUUGUCAUUGAAGGAGCUUCCUCAUCUUUUCUUAAUGUUACCUCUGGGGUGCCACAAG
Messenger RNA from Paramuricea clavata, 595 nucleotides. The record is from the annotation of a GenBank genome assembly. Lineage: Eukaryota; Metazoa; Cnidaria; Anthozoa; Malacalcyonacea; Plexauridae.